This is a messenger RNA of Hypoxylon trugodes, 2191 nucleotides long. Its product is annotated as GMP synthase. Gene Ontology annotation, biological process: GMP biosynthetic process. The transcript has 12 exons. NCBI's taxonomy places the organism in Eukaryota, Fungi, Ascomycota, Sordariomycetes, Xylariales, Hypoxylaceae. Gene Ontology annotation, molecular function: GMP synthase activity; GMP synthase (glutamine-hydrolyzing) activity; ATP binding. Gene Ontology annotation, cellular component: cytosol. Bases 256 to 1890 code for a protein of 544 amino acids. The record is from RefSeq and is a predicted model, not a curated record.
UUUAUCCUAGCCAGGAUUACGUAACCGAUCUCACAGACAGAACUGCCCCUCGCUAAACCAUAUCUGGACUGAUAAGAAGAAAAAUACGAUAAGAGUUUUGAGCAAACCCCUCGAUAAAGCCAAACCAUUUUUUUUCUUCGAUACCAAUUCAACUCUUGCCCUUGGGGGUCGUCGUAAACCAAACAAGUGAAAUACCUUUGACAUCUUUAAACUCACAUAUAGGGCUAUUGACGAAGGAUUUUUAAAUCGACCAAGAUGUCGGCCACGAUAGAGCAGGCCGAGGCCCCUCACAAUGUUUACGACACCAUCCUGGUCUUGGACUUUGGAUCCCAGUUCACGCAUCUCAUCACCAGGAGAUUGCGAGAAUUGAAUGUCUAUAGUGAAAUGCUUCCUUGCACUACCAAGCUAUCUGAAUUGAGCUGGAAACCAAAGGGAAUCAUUCUAUCUGGUGGCCCGUUCUCGGUUUACGAUCAGGAUGCCCCUCAUGUCGAUCCAGCUUUCAUAGAUCUCGGUGUUCCUAUCCUAGGUAUAUGCUAUGGCCUUCAGGAAAUAGCAUGGAACCUCAGCAAGGACAAUGUCGUUGCUGGUACUAAGCGAGAAUAUGGACAAGCGGAUCUUACACCCCAAUGGCACAACAGCCAUGUCGACAGACUCUACCAAGGUCUGACCAACGAAGGAAGUUUGCGAGUUUGGAUGAGUCAUGGUGAUAAGCUAAGCCAGCUACCCGCUGGUUUCUGCACCAUCGCUACAACUGAGAACUCCCCUUACGCCAGUAUUGCGCAUGAGACCAAGCCAAUGUUUGGAAUUCAGUUCCACCCGGAAGUCACACAUACACCUCGUGGUACUGAGCUUCUGAAGAACUUCGCUGUCGGUAUCUGCGGGGUUAAACAAGACUGGACGAUGACAGACUUCCUCGAGAAGGAGGUUACCCGAAUUCAAAAACUCGUCGGAAACGGCCAAGUUAUUGGAGCUGUCUCAGGUGGUGUUGAUUCUACUGUCGCGGCCAAGCUGAUGAAACUCGCUAUCGGCGAUAGAUUUCACGCUGUGCUUGUCGACAACGGUGUAAUGCGCCUGAACGAAUGCCAACUAGUAAAAGAAGCACUCGGUGAGCAUUUAGGAAUCAACCUUACAGUUAUAGAUGCCUCGCAAAUAUUCCUUUCAAAACUCAAGGGUGUACUCGACCCUGAACAAAAGAGGAAGAUUAUUGGCAACACUUUCAUCGAUAUCUUUGAGGAGGAAGCCAUUAAGAUUGAGAAAGCCGCCGAAAACACACCUAACGCAGGAAAGGUGGAAUGGUUCCUUCAGGGAACAUUGUACCCAGAUGUUAUUGAAUCGAUCUCCUUCAAGGGCCCUUCGGCAACUAUCAAGACACAUCACAAUGUUGGUGGAUUGCCGAAGCGAAUGAUGGACGGACAAGGCCUCAAGCUCAUCGAGCCUUUCAGGGAAUUAUUCAAGGAUGAAGUUAGAGCCCUUGGUCGUGAGCUAGGGAUCAAUGAGGAGCUUGUUAUGAGACAUCCCUUCCCCGGUCCUGGUAUCGCUAUCCGUAUCCUCGGCGAGGUCACACCGGAACGCGUCGAAAUCGCAAGGAAAGCGGAUCACAUCUUCAUUAGCAUGAUCAAGGAGGCUGGAAUAUAUAACGAAAUCAGCCAAGCCUAUGCCGGCCUUGACACGAAUAAGGCUGUCGGAGUUAUGGGUGACAAGCGCUACGAAGGAUAUCUUUGUCUGCUGCGUGCGGUUACGACCAGGGAUUUCAUGAGUGCCGAGGCCUACAAGUUUGACAUGGACUUCCUCAUGAAGAUUUCUACGCGCAUUGUCAACGAGGUUGAAGGUGUGAGCUGCGUGUUUUAUAACACGACGAGCAAGCCGCCGGCUACUAUCGAGUUGUCGUAGGGCAUUGAGUUUUGUAGCGGGCACUCUGGUAGCGAUGAAAAGGGGAAGGAUAGGUUAGAAACCCAGUAAAAGUAGACGGAGUGAAUUUUAAGAUCAGGUCUAGGGGUAUCAUCGUAUGCUAGAUACGGAUAAGAAAGGUACCGAAAGGAUUUCACAAGCACGGGAAAUUUAUGUUUUAAUAAACUAACAAAAAAUGCGAUACAAUUUAACCUUUUAGUUCGGGCCUAGAUAGGUCACUCUUUCCCGUUUCCUAUGGUGCGCCAGAGCACUUCAGGAACAAGUAUUGGUUUGCGAGAAACCU